ACAAAUAUUUCUUUAAAAUUGUUUUGCCUUUUGGGGGUGGGGAUAACUUAGGACGACUUGCUGCUGUACCCUUUUGAGUCGCUGUCUCUGUUAAGUUGAGGGUGGGACUACAGACGUAGCCAGGAUGUUAUAUUGGGGUGGGGUUGCGGACCCACACUGUAUGAUUAUGUAUGAUUUUAUAUAAUUAAAUAAACACUUGUCGGAAACCCACGAAACCGAUUAAGAUGUCCAGGGAGGGAGUGUUAUAACAAGUUCACCACUGCUGGCCACUUUAUAUAAACACUAUUGAAGCCAGUUCCCUUCUGCAAAGAAUAUGCAAUUUGAUAUCCUGACACAGAACUUUUGUCUGCUUGUUUCAUGGCAGUAUUUAGAAUUAGAGUGAAAUACUGUUCUUGUUAGAUGGAUAGAAGUAAAAAGUUAAAGUUUGUUCUGUUUAACGACACCACUAGAGCACAUUAAAUUGAAAUAAUUAAACAUUGUGCCUUUUUUAUUGAGGAUUAUAUAUAUGAAAUUUGUUAGGGUUUGGAUUUGUUUUCAUGAGUAUGUAAAGAAUAACAUAUUGAAAGGAAUUAAAUGUAAUAUUAGCCAAAAAACCCAAUUAAAUUAAAUUAAACGAUUACAAAGUACCAUUAAAUAUUUGCAUUGUCUCUGAAGUAAAAGAUAAUACAGUACAAAGAGAUUAAAGGUAGAAAUGCGUGUUUUAGUCUGGGAAUGGCAGUCCUCUUUGUGGUGAAGCAAGAGGGAUGGAAUAAACUUUGUGGCGAUACAAGAGGGGUGACAUUUCCAGUCAAUGAUUUCCUCGGGAGUGGCUUUUCUUCUAUAGAGGAGGCACUAGAUAGAGAUCCAUGUAAUCAUCAACUAUUAUACCACAUGCCCAUUUGACUCUGCUUUGUGCAGAGAUAUGGCCCUGAUCAGGUCAGGUAUAACGAUGAAGGCAAUACGGGUAUCUAAGUUUGGUGGACCAGAGGUACUCCAGUAUGAAGAGAAUGUUGACGUGCCAAAACCCAAGAACACUGAGGUUCUUGUCAAAGUGAUGGCUGUUGGAGUGAACCCUGUGGAAACGUUCAUUCGUGCUGGUCAGUAUGACACGGAACUGCCUUUCACCCCAGGAACAGAUGCUGCUGGCAUUGUGGAAAAUGUCGGUUCAUCAGUAAAGAGAUUCAAGAAAGGUGAUAGGGUGUUGACGGUGCGGUCCCGAUCAGGGGCUUAUGCAGAAUACACUGCUGUAGAUGAGAAGUUUGUGUGUCAGCUUCACGAGAGACUUUCAUUUGAUCAGGGGGCAGCCAUGGGAAUUCCUUUCUACACAGCAUACAAAUGUUUAAUGUUUAGAGCUGAUGCCAAAGAAGGAGAGACUGUGUUGAUACAUGGGGCAAGUGGAGGGGUUGGGACAGCUUGUAUUCAGAUAGCUAAGGCACAUGGAAUGCGAGUGUUUGGAACAGCAGGUUCUGGGGCUGGUCUGGAGCUGGUAAAGAAACUUGGAGCAGACGCGGUUUUCAAUCAUAAGGAAAAAGGAUACACAGAUAAAAUAAUGGCAGCAACUGAAGGUGAUGGUGUUGACGUGAUUGUGGAGAUGAUGGCUAGUACCAACUUACAGAAAGAUCUUGAAAUGAUUAAUUACCAUGGGCGUAUAGUGAAUGUUGGUGGAAAAGGGCAAGUGAAGAUUAACCCUGGACUGACUCUGGGAAAAGAAUGUAUAAUAACCGGGGUGGCUAUAUUGUCUUCAUCAGAGGCUGACGUUAUGAAGAUGCAUAAUGCCAUGGAAGAUGGGAUGAAAGAGGGUUGGAUUAAUCCCUGUGUAAACAAGACAUUUCCUCUGGCUAAGGCAAGCCAGGCACAUGAAGAGAUUGCACAUAACAAGGGAGCUCUCGGGAAAAUAAUUUUAAGAACAUGACUUCAAUACAAUAUGGGGGCGGGACUUGGUAAAGCGUUAGCUUGAUGCGCGGUCGGUCUGGGAUCAAUCCCCGUCAGUGGGCCAAUUGGGCUAUUUCUCACUCCAGCCAGUGCAUCACAACUGGUAUAUCAAAGGCUGUGGUAUGUACUAUCCUGUCU
Gigantopelta aegis is the source of this 2049-nucleotide messenger RNA. Its product is annotated as zeta-crystallin-like. The transcript has 9 exons. Bases 902 to 1891 code for a protein of 329 amino acids. Gene Ontology annotation, molecular function: mRNA 3'-UTR binding; NADPH binding; zinc ion binding. The record is from RefSeq and is a predicted model, not a curated record. Gene Ontology annotation, cellular component: cytosol. NCBI's taxonomy places the organism in Eukaryota, Metazoa, Mollusca, Gastropoda, Neomphalida, Peltospiridae.